Molecule: messenger RNA, 1099 nt
Organism: Zeugodacus cucurbitae (melon fly)
Lineage: Eukaryota; Metazoa; Arthropoda; Insecta; Diptera; Tephritidae
Product: ryncolin-1-like
Exons: 2
Coding region: 108-986 (292 amino acids)
Source: RefSeq, a predicted model, not a curated record
UGUUUGUCUUCCACUUCCCACAUUACGGGACACAAUAUCACGGAGAGCUGGAGUAUAAAUAUAGCUUAGUUUAAAUUUGAGCGAUUAGUCCAAAACAAGUAAGCGAGAUGAUCAUUCCACACAUAAAAAUGUUGGUGAACAGUGCGGUCUUGGUGCUCUUUUUGAGCAUCACCUCGUCGGAUAUACUAUUAAACAAAUCGAGGAGGGCGAGGACUAUACCUUACAACUGUAUCGAGGCAGUGCGCGCCGCUGGUUCAAAGGCCAAAAGUGGCAUCUACCAAAUACAAUUACCGUUAGAGGGCUGGACGCAUCGACCCUUCUACGUUUACUGCCUACUUGAUGGCAACGGUGGUGACCCUUGGUUGUUGCUACAGCGUAGGCAAGAUAAAGACAUCAACUUCUAUCGCAACUGGACUGAUUACAAGAUUGGCUUUGGCAAUUUGGAAACAAGCUUCUUCAUUGGUCUGGACUUGCUACAUGCGCUCACGCAGGUGCAAUUUAAUGAGCUGCAAAUCGAAUUGCAUGAUUUCAACGAUACCGUUAUGUACGCUAACUACGAUAGUUUCGCUGUGGGUGACGAGUAUGAAAAAUAUGCAUUGAAUAUUGUGGGAAAAUACUCUGGAAGCGCGGGCGAUGGUGCUUUCCACAAUCACAGGGGCCAAAGUUUCUCUACAUACGAUCGGGAUAACGACCGUUGGUGGGAUGGCAAUUGUGCUGGAAAGUAUAAAGGGGGCUGGUGGUACAACACCUGCCACUGGAGUUGCCUAAAUGGCGAGUAUAUUAUUGGUACUAACAACGAAGAAGGGAAAGGCAUCAUAUGGAAAACAUGGCACGGUGCCUUCUACUCGUUGAAAUAUACACACAUGGCUAUAAGACCAAUAUAUAGUGCAGAAAUGCGAGAACAUGGCGGUAGGAAUAGGACAAAUGAGGCUCACUGGUGUAAGAAGAGAACACACAGAUGUAAGAAGAGGAUAAAUAAAGGCUAGUUAAAAAGUCGUAAGUCACGUAUAAAAUACCACUUUUACCAGCACGUUUUGAUUGUUCUAACAGAUUCCAGAAUGUUCUAGAAAUAAAUAAGCAAAUCAAAUACUAAGUCGUG